AAAAAAAAUAAAAGUGUGAGAACGAGCUGUGAGUUAUGCGAGCAAAAGGUAUGACAAGUGAAUAAAGAGUUGUUUAUAUUUAGGCGCUGUUUCGGACAGAAGAGCGUUUAUUUAUAAAUGGUUACCAUUACUUCACCCUGCACCAGCUGAACGACUAAACCGCCUCAGGAAUGAGUAAUGGGUUGUCCAGUCUCGUAGUAGGCUAACAAUAAACACAAUCAGACAUUCUGCUUAUAGAGUAUGUUCGCUUUUAAUACUUGAAGUACAUUUUGAGGACAAAGUAUAGAUAAAGUCUUACGGGAAUCUCUGUGUCACCUAAAGAGAAAAACAACAUCAAAACAUCCAACUUGGUGUGGAGACAAGCUUGCAGACGGUGCUUCAGCCCACCAAAGGAAGUUAGAAAGUUUGACGUCAGAGAUGUCAGAGGAGAAAACGAAUAGCAAGUCACACCAUGUUUUGGAUAGCAGAAGGCAGAUCAGCAAACCAGAGAAGAUAGAACAUAACUGAGCCGACCUUCAUGGCGAUGGCAAAUAACAAAUUCCUCACCGUUGUCCUAUUUGGUCUUUUUUUCAGCCUUGCUCCAGCACUUGCUGACAGCACAGUGUCUUGCUACAGGAUUGAGCCAGGAACAAUAGCAGGCAUCAUCUGUGCAGAUGUGGUGCUGACCCUUAUUAUUGUCGUUGUAACAUACCGAUGUGCCAGUUUUCGGCGUCAAAAGAUAGAUAAUGCUCACAAAGUGUAUAUGAAUGUCCGGGCCAACUGCAAGAGCUAAAAGGAUGGUGCAGUGCAUGAAAACACUUUCAACUUUCUUGUAGAAAACUGUUUACCUUUUUUAAAGAAAUCUCCUCUGAAAAUUAAUUAUACAAAAAAAUCUUUAACUAUUACAUUUUAAGUUGAACACAUUGUUUUGCACAUUUUAUAUCUUACUUCUUAGACUUCAACCUGUUAAUUCAUACUACAAAAAAUAAAUAAAAGAGUCUCAUAAAUGGGAUUUCAUACUCA
Messenger RNA from Pundamilia nyererei, 1002 nucleotides. It is a transcript of the gene hcst, whose product is annotated as hematopoietic cell signal transducer. Bases 518 to 772 code for a protein of 84 amino acids. Gene Ontology annotation, biological process: regulation of immune response; positive regulation of phosphatidylinositol 3-kinase/protein kinase B signal transduction. Gene Ontology annotation, molecular function: phosphatidylinositol 3-kinase binding; signaling receptor binding. Gene Ontology annotation, cellular component: membrane. The transcript is spliced from 7 exons. NCBI's taxonomy places the organism in Eukaryota, Metazoa, Chordata, Actinopteri, Cichliformes, Cichlidae. The record is from RefSeq and is a predicted model, not a curated record.